This is a messenger RNA of Bubalus bubalis (water buffalo), 2120 nucleotides long. It is a transcript of the gene RALYL, whose product is annotated as RALY RNA binding protein like. Gene Ontology annotation, molecular function: RNA binding. Gene Ontology annotation, cellular component: nucleus. Lineage: Eukaryota; Metazoa; Chordata; Mammalia; Artiodactyla; Bovidae. Bases 276 to 1157 code for a protein of 293 amino acids. The record is from RefSeq and is a predicted model, not a curated record. The transcript has 9 exons.
UGCCGCUCGCGGGCGCCGGGCUCCGCGCUCCCAGCCGCCGCCGCCGCCGCCGCCGCCGGAGUGGGGCUCGGCGGGCCCCCCCACUUGGCAGCCCGGGUCCCCCCCGGCCUUGCCUGCGAGUCAGCCCGGCUCCGAGUCACGUGUCAGUGCCCGAGGCAGAGACAGAGAAACACGCGCUUCAGUCCUUCUUCCACCGCCAUACUGUAUUUUAUCCUAAAUCUCAUUUUUAUUCCAACAUUUUACUCCCGCUCGGAUUGAAACAAGCUGAGCCAACCAUGACUGGCAAAACACAGACCAGCAACGUCACCAAUAAGAAUGACCCUAAGUCCAUCAACUCCCGUGUUUUCAUUGGCAACCUGAAUACAGCCAUCGUCAAGAAAGUUGACAUUGAAGCUAUUUUCUCAAAGUAUGGAAAAAUAGUUGGCUGCUCAGUUCACAAAGGCUAUGCAUUUGUACAGUACAUGAGUGAGCGCCACGCAAGAGCGGCAGUGGCUGGAGAAAACGCCAGGAUCAUUGCAGGCCAGCCGCUUGAUAUCAAUAUGGCAGGAGAACCAAAACCAUACAGACCAAAACCUGGAAAUAAGAGGCCCAUUUCUGCGCUUUACAGACUUGAAUCAAAGGAGCCUUUCCUGUCAGUUGGUGGCUAUGUCUUUGACUACGACUACUACAGAGAUGAUUUCUACAAUCGGUUGUUUGAUUACCACGGCCGCGUGCCUCCGCCGCCCCGCGCGGUCAUCCCGCUGAAGCGGCCCCGAGCGGCAGUGACGACCACGCGCAGGGGAAAAGGAGUUUUCUCCAUGAAAGGAGGAUCGAGGUCUGCUGUCAGCGGCUCUUCUUCAUCGGGCUCGAAAUUGAAAUCAGAUGAGUUACAGACAAUCAAGAAAGAAUUAACCCAGAUCAAAACUAAAAUUGACUCCUUGCUAGGGCGCCUGGAGAAGAUUGAGAAGCAGCAGAAGGCGGAGGCUGAAGCUCAGAAGAAGCAGCUGGAAGCAAGUCUAGAGCUGAUCCAGGAUGAGUGUGUGUCAGAGAACGCGGACCACUCCGCGGAGGAGCCCGCAGAGGGAGCGCCCGACGCGGAUGGGGAGGAGCUGACCGACGGCGUGGAGGAGGACUUCGACGAGGACGGGGCUCACGAGCUGUUUCUACAGAUAAAGUGAUUUAAAGUAAUGAAUGAUGCCAUCAAAGCAGAAAAGAGAAACUGUGAAAACCCCCAGAAAUGUGAAAGGAGGUUUCCUACAGGAUAACAGCAUCUUCGGUUCAAUUUAUAAAAACCCAAAUAAAUAAAAUGGACAGUAUUGUUCAAUUUUAGAAAUUCCAUUUCUUCUAUGUUCUAAGCUGUAUAAUUGUCAGGUUUUUAUGGUUUAGAUUGUAAAUGUGUUCUUCCCUUUGCUAAUUAUGUUUUUUUUUUAAGUCUUAAAAGUCUUAAAAUGUGAAGGACAUUUAUGAAUGGUAAGGGAGACACUGUAUACAAAUGUAUAUUUGUAAAAGCUAUUUUUAUGAUUAGCAUGUUUUACUGUUGAUCAUAUAUAAAAGUCAGGUGAUAUUGCAAUUAUAAACUUAAAACUUAUUUCCAACAAUGUCAUGUAAGAAAAGAUACAUUGUAUGCUAGUUUUUAUAAUUUAUUUUUGACUUAUAGUUUAAAGUACUUCAGAUCAUAAUGAUAAAAUACUUAAAAAAUUGUAUUUCUGCCCUCAAUAAGCACCAUUUUUAUUAAUAAAGAAUGCAGAUAUUUCAGAUGUGAUUCAAUAGUUAAAGGAUUGUUGGUUUGACCUGUAAUUAAAUUGAGCAUCCUCUGCUUAACUGAACUGAAAUGAUCCAAUUAAUACCCAAUAUUUCAGUCUGGGUAGGAGAUCCCAUGGAUGGAUUUUAAUGCCAAUACAGAUGAGAACUAGAUUGGCAAGGAAGAUUGUUUUGCCUUUGGAUCCAAAAGUUCAAAUUAGUGCAUACAUCACUUCAUUCCAUCUCCUAUUACUAAGGAUUCUCCAUUCCCUGGCAUUGCAAGUGUUUUCCAAAUGCCCUUAGCUGUUGUCUUGUGCUGUGGAAAUGGAAGAAACCAUCUUCACAGACUAGGAGAAUUAAGUGUAUAAUUUCUUAAUAAAUACUGCUUCUUUUAAAACAAA